ACCCAUCUACGCCGUCUGACGUGUGCGUUGCUCCAGGCGUAAUAAAUACCCUGCUUUUGCCGCCGUUUCAAGUUUUUGAUAAAACUUUUCUCUCCAUCUUCAUUUUUUUACUUUUGCAUUCGAUUUUCUAGCUCUCUCUCUCUCUAAAUUUUCUCAAACCCGCCAUUACUCUAGCUCCAAGCUCUGCAACUGUCUUCAUUCUUCCAUUCCAGCGAAGCUUUCGUCGUUCCGUCUUGUCUGCAACUGUUGCCUUACCUCGGCGACUUUCAUUCCGGCUUCAUUUGUUCUGGUAAGCCUCUAUUCCUCUUAUUUCCAAUUUCUUUUAUGUGCUUUCGUUUACUUACUGCCAUUAUUGCGCUGUUCAAACCUUUGAUUUGCUGAACUAUUCAUCUGGAUGCAUCUAUUCCAUGAUUUCACUCAUAUCUUGAACAUUUGCACUGUUUUAACACUUUUCUUGCCACUGUUCUUGACCUCUUACUUCUGUAUUUCUUUCGCUUUUGAGAAUCAUACCUCUGUUCUUCGUCUCUGAAACGUCAUUCUUUGUUUCUUGUUUUCUGUUUUUCCUUUCCAGAUAUGUGCCUUUGAUCUUCAUCUUCAUAGUUCUUAGGCUUGGGAUUUGUUUGUAGAACCUUUAAUUUAAGGAAAACUGAAACAAGCCGUACCAAUACUCUCCUAGGUUUUUGCCGAGGUUCCAAUAACCCUUUAAGAACACCUUCUUUCUGAAACCUAGCUUUCUGUCUUUAGGCCGACGUUAUGGGUAUGUGGAGACAUAGGGUUGAUACCCCGUCCAAACUUGAGUACUUUAGGCAGGAGUUCUCCGUCCCUGCCGAUGUUCACCUGAAACUGGCUGGGGAUGAUGACUCCAUCAUGCCUACCGAAAACACCAUGCCUCUCCCUAUUAUAGCCUUUACUGAACGUGGACUUCGGCUUCCACUUAACAUUCUUUUUCGCGAGAUUUUGCAUUAUUAUAAGCUGAACCCUAUGCAACUUGCUAUAAACUCCUAUCGAGUGAUUUUUGGUAUCAUCGCCUUAGCCAGACAAGAAAACUUUAGAAUCACCCUAGCCGACAUACAAUAUUGUUACACCAUGUGCCCCCUUAGCCUAAAGGAAAAAGGUUACGUCUACUACCUCAAGCCGAGGUCUAUUGAAUUCAAAAUUGUAGCCGACCUCCCAGACUUCAACAAGGGAGCUGGAGAUGACUACUUCAUUGUCUCUGAAAAUUAGGAAUUUGCCCCAGACGAAGAUGUCCAUCGAACGGUUAAAGAGGGCAAGGGUAAGAGCCCAGUGUUUAGUUGUUUCUUUUCAAGUUUUCAAUAUUUUAUCUGUUUCUAAUGUCCGUUUCUUCUUGCAGACGUUCGCAAGCUAGCGAAAGACUUUCGCCAAUCCUACGUUCCUAGCAAGGACCUGAAGAGGCUCCUGGACUUUCCUGUCCACAAAAGAAAAGCACCUCUGCUUCUAAACUUUAUUCCUACGUACAAAUCCACUCUGCCCGACGUUCCCAAACGAAAGAAGAAAAGCCUUUCUCCUCCGACUGCCACAACUCAAACUGCUUCUACAUCUCGAACAGAUCAAGAGUCAAUAUCUGACCCAAUCAAUCAACCAUCUACCUCGGCCCCAUACUUAAUCCCAAUACCAGAAAGAAAACGUCGGCGACGACUUGUAAAAACUGUUGAGAUGGGUCGCCCGAAGCCUGUUGCCCAAGAUCUCCUAGCUGACCUUCCGGCCGACAUUGAUGCUAUUCCAACCCAAUCCAUGCCCCCACCAAAGCCAAAAAGAAUCAAAAAAGCUCAGCCCAAGGCCAAAGCUACUGAGGUUGAGGCUGAGGAUGCUCUGCCCAUCUCUAAACUGGCUGAGAGUAAGAAGACUUCUUCUGCUUCUGCAAAAAGGUCUGCUGAAAACCCACCCUCUGAGUCCACACAGACAAAAAAACCAAGGUCGGCCUCAGCUACUACCUCGGGGUCCAAGAAACCGGAUGUCCCUUGGGCUCCCAAAAUUACUUUGGAAGAUAGGCCAAUUAUGUCCAAUGAAAGUGCCGACGACAUAAAUGUCGGCGUUGCCCUCAGUACGGCAUUGCUUCUUCCGGGUGACCUCGAGCGAAAUGCUGAGUACAGUGAGUACGAGAAUUACGCUCUAAUGCUCCAGCACUCCGUUCAAGCCAUUCAGCAUGCCCAUUCGUUUUCAAUGCAAGCUUUUGAAAACAGGACAAAGUUGGUUGAUCUGAAGAGAGAGGUUUCUGCCCUUACAAAGGAAAACAAAUCUCUUCAAUUAAAGAUGAAAAAACUGGAAGACCAGGCUGAGGCUGCCACCAAAGCCCAAACCCUUGCCGAGGAAAAGGCUGAAUCUGCCGAGGCUAUUAGAAAGGUUGCUGAGGCCGAGAAGAGAGAAGCCGAGGAAAAAAAGGCCCAGGCGGAAAAGGAACUUCAAGAUGCUUUAUCUACCAAAGAUGCUGAAAUCAAGGCGGCCGACGAAAAGGCCUACGCCCAGGGUAUGGCCGACGUUACUGAGGAGUAUAAACUUCAAGUCAGGCAGGCAUGCAACAGGGGUCCCUGA
This is a messenger RNA of Camellia sinensis, 2550 nucleotides long. RefSeq lists its product as uncharacterized. The record is from RefSeq and is a predicted model, not a curated record. Lineage: Eukaryota; Viridiplantae; Streptophyta; Magnoliopsida; Ericales; Theaceae.